UUCAUGAACUUGUAUUAUCAAUCAUUCAACAAUUUAUGAUCAAUUAGCUUGUAUCUUCCAUUACAAAAAGCUUUUAUGAUCAAUGAUUCAGCAGUUUAUGUUAAUCUUGUGCAAUGGAGUUAGACUUCAAUCUCAAGGCACUGGGGAUUACAAUUAUAUCAGCGUUCAUGUUUCUCUGGUUGUUACCUCUGGGAAGAGUUCUGAAGAAAAAGUGUAGAAAAUAUCCACCAGGUGUUCGAGGAUUACCGGUGAUUGGUAACUUAUUGCAGUUAAAGGAGAAAAGGCCCUACUCCAUAUUCACCCAGUGGGCAAAAAAGUAUGGUCCAAUCUACUCAGUCCACCUAGGGGCCCAAAAAGUCGUUGUACUUAGCUCCGCUCACCUUGCAAAACAAGCUUUAGUGACCAAAUACAUGUCCAUUUCCAGCAGGAAGCUGCCAAGAGCUUUACAGAUCUUAACAAGGGAUAAGACUAUGGUAGCCAUGAGUGACUAUGGUGAUGAACACCGUUUACUUAAACAAGUGAUGGUAGCCGAUCUUCUGUCUUCUGCAUGUCAGAUGCACAACCGAUUUCGUAGAGAGGAGAUGAUAGAAAGUCUGAUUCAAUCAAUACAUAGAGAACUCAAGGGACAGGCAAGACUUGUAGAUUUGAGCAAGCACUUUAAACGGGAGUUAUUUUCAUUUGUCUUGAAAGAGGUAUUCGGUAGGGAAGUGGAAUCUAUAUAUGUGGAAGAGCUGGGAAUUUCACUCUCUCAAUGCGAGCUAUUUGAUAUUUUUGUUAGAGAUUUCAUAAUGGGGGCCGUUGAGGUGGACUGGAGAGAUCUUUUCCCUUAUCUUAAAUGGAUGCCCAAUAACAAAUUUGAGCGCAGGCUUAUGGAGAUUGAAGCGACAAGAACCGCGGUCAUAAAGGCAAUGAUUAGAGAGCAGAAACAGCUUAAUAAUGAUAUCCCUGGAGAGAAGGCACAUUGCUACCUGAACAUACUACUGCGUGAAGAGCGAAAUUUGAGCGAGAAUCAGGUGGAAAUGCUAACAUGGGAAGCGAUAAUUGAGAGUGUGGAUACAGUCUCGGUUACAUGGGAAUGGCUUGUUUAUGAAUUGGCAAAGAAUCCCAAAUGGCAGGAAUGUUUGUACAAUGAGAUAAUAAUGAUAUGCGAAGAGAAUGAAAAGGACAUAGGCGAAGAAAUCGUGGGUGAACUGGUGUAUUUGAAGGCAGUAUUCGAGGAGACAUUGAGAAAGCAUCCGCCUGUGCCACUCCUCCCCUUACGCUAUGUUCACCACCAUGUCAACAUUGAAGGUUAUGACAUCCCUCCUGGAUGGCAGAUAGCAAUUAAUGCGUAUGGAUGCAAUCACAAUGAAGAGGACUGGAAAGACAGUGAAAGAUGGGAUCCAGAGAGAAUGUUAACAUCCAAGAAGAUUGAGGGUUCAGAGAAGACAUUCAUAAUGACGUUUGGGGAUGGAAGACGAGCAUGUGCAGGGAAGAUGAAAGCCACCCUCAUCCUGUGCACGUCACUGGCUCGUUUCCUUCAACACUUUCGAUGGGAGCUCAAUUGUGAAGACCAAGAAUACCUAGAGGAGAUCGUUGACAGGGAUUCCCUCACUAUGCGCAAGCAGCGUUCCUUCCUAGCAAUUGUGACUCCAAGAAACGUUUGCUCUUAGUACCUGAUUCAAACCUUGGCUUGCUAGCUCUACUAAAAAAAUGGUGUGAUAUAUACUACACGUCUUUCAUGAUGGACUCCUGCUUAUUUGUUAUCUCUACUUAAGUUGUGUUUUCAUAUAAAUGGUUAGGCAUAG
This is a messenger RNA of Cryptomeria japonica (Japanese cedar), 1787 nucleotides long. Its product is annotated as ent-kaurene oxidase 2. The record is from RefSeq and is a predicted model, not a curated record. Gene Ontology annotation, cellular component: chloroplast outer membrane; endoplasmic reticulum. Gene Ontology annotation, molecular function: iron ion binding; ent-kaurene oxidase activity; heme binding. Gene Ontology annotation, biological process: gibberellin biosynthetic process. NCBI's taxonomy places the organism in Eukaryota, Viridiplantae, Streptophyta, Pinopsida, Cupressales, Cupressaceae. Bases 114 to 1652 code for a protein of 512 amino acids. The transcript is spliced from 8 exons.